GGCGGCUCCGCUCCGCUGCGCUCCGCUCGGCGCUGCGGGACCGGACAUGCAUCACUUUGAGGAAGAAUUAACAUGUUCCAUUUGCUAUAGUAUAUUUGAAGAUCCACGCGUUCUGCCUUGUUCCCAUACGUUUUGCAGAAAUUGUCUGGAAGGGGUUAUUCAGCUCUCAAGCAACUUUUCCAUCUGGAGACCGCUGAGGGUUCCACUGAAGUGUCCAAACUGCAGGAGCAUCGUUGAAAUUCCUGCAACUGGUACUGAGUCGUUGCCCAUCAACUUUGCAUUAAAAGCUAUUAUUGAAAAAUACCGGCAGGAGGAUCAGCCUGAGGUCGCGACCUGUAGCGAACAUUACAGACAACCGUUGAACGUUUACUGUCUUUUGGAUAGAAAAUUAGUGUGUGGCCACUGUCUUACAAUAGGAAAACACAAUGGCCAUCCCAUAGAUGACCUUCAAAGUGCCUAUAUAAAAGAAAAGCAGACUUCUGGAAAACUUCUUGAGCAGCUGACAGAUAAACACUGGUCCGAUGUAUGUUUGCUGAUUGAAAAGUUGAAAGAUCAGAAAUCCCAGUGUGAAAAUACUAUUCAAGAUGAUAAAAAGGCGGUAUUGCAGUAUUUUAAGAAACUUAAUGAUAUUUUGGAGCAUAAAAAACAAGCACUGCUGACUGCACUGGAUGAAAUUAAUAAGCACAUCUUGGAAGAGUAUGAGCCUCUAAUUGAAAAGUUGAAACAAAUAAGGGAAGAACAGCUUGAAUUAAUGUCCCUGAAUACAUCUAUUCAAAAAGAAGAGUCGCCGCUUGUUUUUCUUGAGAAGGUUGAUGACUUGCAUCAACGUAUAAAAGUUCUGAAACAAAAGGAGCUGCCGGACAUUAAGCCUGUUGAGAUCUAUCCAAGGGUAGGGAACCUGCUCAAGGAUGUGUGGUCUAAAACUGAAAUCGGCCAGAUCAACAAGAUCCUUACUCCAAAAAUAAAACUGAUUCCAAAAAGGAAGUUAUGCAGCAAAAGCAGUGAAAAAGGAGGAGGAAAAUCUAAAGAGUUAUUUCAAGUUAUAAAUCCACUAACAGUCACGCUACUUUUUAUAAUAAUAGCAGUAACUUUAUUUUCACUACACAAGCCAGUAUCAUCAAUUAUAAUUGAAAUUACUCCCACUUACAUUUCGGAAUUCCUGCUGUUUGUUUAUGAGGAUUUCUGCACCCAUUUGCAGACUGUAGUGGAUGCACUGUGCCAUAUGCUUAAUUUACUGAUGAAUUUUUUAGGGAAAAUCGCCUAUUUUUGAAUAAUGCAAAUAAUUGGAUUGAAGGUCGGUAUAAGAAUUCAUGAUACCCAUUUUAGGCUUCUGCUCAAAAGCUGGGUUGUUAGUAUUACACAUCUUCCUCUUUCCAUACCUUUCUUUUACUGUUGUGUUCAGUUUUUCAUUUCACCUAGGUAGAACAUCUAGAAAAUUUAACUCUUCAUUGAACGAGAAGACUUACAAUGAAGAGGCUCAUAACACUAUGAUAGGUUUGUAGAUAACAAAUAGUUGGUUUUCUAUUUGCUUAAACCAAAAGCUUGUCAGGAAUCAUGUCUGUCUAAGAAAGCUCUAAGCAACUUUCAAAUUAUAACCUAGAAGAGUUUGUUGAAACUCUUCAAAUACCUCCUAUUCUCCCCCUGCCCUUGCUAACCUAGUUUAUGUAGUUUUGUAAUAAAAGCACUACAACACUUAAUGAAGGAAAAAGAAAGAAAAAACAUCAACCCCCAAACAGGUUAGUCUGAGAAGAAUCACUCUGUCUCCAGUUCUGGUGUACAUAAAGCUCAUAUUUUGUAUUUUACUGACCUCUCUCUAAAUGUAUUUUAAUUCAUAUAUCUGUGGUCUUUUWAUCAUGUAUUAGCUGACCUGGGUUUCAUUUUGUUGAUUCCUGAUUAUUAGCGGAUGAUAUAACUCCGUCAUUUAAAAAAAAAUUGUGUCUAAUAGUCUCGUGUCUUUCAAGUAGUUAUCACCAUUUUUCAGAUCAGUGUCUAUAAUACUUCUGGUAAAAUGCUGAAUACAAUUUUUGGUUCCAAGUGUGUACAAAUUAUAUAUAAUUUAGUCUAGCAGGAAGUUCUCACUGCUUACAAAAAUGAGCCCUGAUUUUUUGCAAUAUCAUUUAAUCUGUAGUGAAAAUAGAUAAGUAUUGUAAUAAAUAGCAAAAUGCUCAUUGAAAUCAGUGGUAUAAGGAUGUGAAAUGUUGUUAAGAAGCCAUAAAAUAAUUCGAGAAUGAAUAUAARUUUAUUUUCAGCUUUUCAUCACAAAUAAUGGGGGAUCAUUACAUUGAUGUUGAACAGAAAAGAUGCCAUUUUAUUCUAUAAUCAAAUAUUUAUUAAUGCAGUUGGUUUC
Molecule: messenger RNA, 2347 nt
Organism: Nothoprocta perdicaria
Lineage: Eukaryota; Metazoa; Chordata; Aves; Tinamiformes; Tinamidae
Gene: TRIM59
Product: tripartite motif containing 59
Exons: 2
Coding region: 47-1270 (407 amino acids)
Biological process (GO): cilium assembly
Cellular component (GO): cilium; intraciliary transport particle B; centrosome
Molecular function (GO): zinc ion binding
Source: RefSeq, a predicted model, not a curated record